CAGUUCUCAGAUUCAGUUCGCUGUCAGUUUGUCAACGGGUCGCAUGCGUGUUCGGAAAAUCGCGCAAAGCGAAUGUUAAUUUGGAAUAUCAAGAGCUAAAGCAAAUUCAAAUACCUGUAAAAGUGCAGUGCCUGUGAAGUGAUUCUUAAAUUCCUUAAAUUCUCCACCAAGGAACGAGUAUAAAAAAGGAUUAUCAUGGCCCACGGUUCAACAGGCUGCCUCUUGCUGGCCCUUUUCUCCCUGCUCUUGUUUUUCAAUACAGCCUCCGCGGUGCUGCGAUGCUGGCGCUGUUCGACGGACGUGUCCAAUGGCGAGUUCUGCAACGAUCCCUUCAUGCCGGAGACCAUUUCGGAGCAGCAGCGGUACUGGAGCUACGUGAACUGCACCUACUCGGUGGGCGCGAAGUCGGUGAACGCCCGGCCCGUGUGCAAGAAACUGGUGCAGGAAGUCUACGGCAAGCGGGUGAUUUCGCGUUCCUGCUUUUACGAGGACAUGGACGAUUCGGCGGACAAGUGCGCCAAUGACCAGACCUCGUCCUACAUAAAGACCGUCUACUGCCGCACAUGCACCACGGACGGAUGCAACGGAGCCGGUGGCGCCACUCCACUACUCCUGCUCCUAAUACUGCCCCUUUGGCUGGCGGUAUCCUUCGGGCACUUGCCGCUGAGCAAAUGAGCCAAAGGAUCUGGCCCGGACUUAACUGCGGGACUUCAGGCUGAAGUUGAACUGGCCGGGAAUUUCGGUGCUUAGCCCGGACUUAACUGCAUUUUUUCAACAAGUUUUAGUCACUUUGCCCUCACGAAUCUGCACAAAUCACAGGACACAGGAGAAUAGGAUGCCCCAGGUGCGGAAGGCCCGUCAAUCGCGGUCACCCUUUCGACAUCAUCCGCGUAAAUGUUUCUGAGUCACCGCAGUCACAAAAGAUCAAACAGUUACUCGUAGUCAGUACUCUACACCCAUCAUAAAACACUCGAACACACUUAACUUCGUUGCAAUAUGUACAUCCAUGUAAUGUCUUAAUUAUUGUAUUUGUAAUUAAACGGACAGAGCACUUGGGCUCUGCCUGUACGUAUUUAAAUAAAUCGUAAUUAGAUGGUAUGCUAAAAGUGCAUUUAUAAA
Molecule: messenger RNA, 1119 nt
Organism: Drosophila santomea
Lineage: Eukaryota; Metazoa; Arthropoda; Insecta; Diptera; Drosophilidae
Exons: 3
Coding region: 196-675 (159 amino acids)
Biological process (GO): positive regulation of voltage-gated potassium channel activity; sleep; regulation of synaptic transmission, cholinergic
Source: RefSeq, a predicted model, not a curated record